UUGCAUCGCUGUGCGAAAGUAGGGUUUUAGUUUGCUUUAUUUAAUCAGUCUUGGACUUCUUUCGCCUUGCCUUUACUUUGUGCCAUUAUCGUGUCAACUCUAGCAGCUUUUCAGUGAUUUAUUUAGUAUUACUUUCUGUUCUGUACGCAAUUUGCUUCCUCGUUUUGUUGGUAGAUAAUUCAAUUGUGGGUGCAUCACUUAGUAAUUAGCAGUUGAGCAAAAUACUCGAUUUCGGUUGAAUCACUGGAUACCCACCAACAGGGGUCAUGACGAAGGCGAAGGUGCUUAUUCUGGGAGGCUGUGGCUUCAUCGGGCGCCAUCUGGUUCACUAUCUAAUAGUGAACGAUCUGGCCGAACGGAUCAAAGUGGUGGACAAAACGCCACCCCAGAUGGCCUGGUUGAAUCCCCAACAUGCCGAAACGUUUGCCAGCGCAAAAGUGGAGUAUGUCAGUGCGAAUCUGAUCAAUGCCGCUUCCUGUCAGAAUGCCUUCAAGACGGACGAUCCGGCCGGCUGGGAUUAUGUGAUAAAUUGUGCUGCAGAAACGAAACCCGGCCAAACGGAUCCAGUAUAUCAGGAGGGAAUAGUCAAACUGACACUCAAUUGUGCUAACGAGGCUGUGAAAUAUCACGUUAAGAGAUUUGUAGAAUUGAGCACCGGAAGUAUGUGCUCCAACGAGAAUGUACCGCAGAAGGAAGACUGCCCUGUUGAACCAUGGACGAUGGUGGGAAAAUACAAAGCACUAACCGAACAGGAGUUGGCAAAAGUAGACGGAUUGAACUACACAAUUUUCAGAUUGCCUAUAUGUUACGGGAUUGGUGAUAAAAAAGGACUCACUCCACGCAUUAUAAUUGCAUCAAUUUAUAGAUACCUCCAGGAACCAAUGAAGCUUCUCUGGACAGGAUCGAUGAAAUUGAAUGUAGUCCACGUAGAGGACGUCUGCGGUGCUUUAUGGGAGCUAAUCCAGAACGAGCAAACAGUGAGAGAGACGAUUAAUAUUUGCGACGACAGCGACGCGACGCAGGAAGCCAUCAGUAAUCUGCUGGCGGAAAUUUUCGACAUCGAGACUGAUUAUUGGGGAAUUUUAAUGUCUAGCAUGACCAAGAUGGACAUGGCUGGAGCCGUUGAGGAGAUCAACGACAAACACCUGGGGCCCUGGGCUGAAAUGUGCCAAAUAGACGGCGUUUCCAAUACCCCUCUAACGCCCUAUAUGGACCAUGAACUGUUGCUCUAUAAACAUCUUCAUUUAGACAAUUCGAAAAUGAAAAGCUAUGGUUACCAGCUAAAGCAUCCGAUCAUUCAACGAGAGUAUUUGGUGGAAAUCAUAAAAGAUUUUAUUGCAUUGAAUCAAUUUCCUUGUUCUCAGCUUCAGGCCUAAUUUAGUGCGGUACUUAACACAAUUGCUCAAUUUUUUUGUGAAGUUGAAUAAAUAUGUGAUCUCUUAUCUGCAAUUUGGUACUAGAUGCGAACUUGAAUCAUAUCCUGAACAGCGGCUUGUUGAGGAGUUAUACCCCUGAAUGACACAUAUUCUAUCGAUAGGAUUUUUAAAGCAAGUAUCGGGUGAUUUUUCAAAAGGACUUGCGUGUAAAUGUAAACAAAACUAAUGAGUUUUGCUAACGUUUGCCCCUACGUUUUUUUCGAAAAAGUACCCGAGAAAUGUGUCAUUUCAUGCAAAUAUUACUCAAUACAGCUCGUUCAAAGAUAAAAUCGCAAACCUAUGCUUAUUCCUUAAUUAAAAUCAUGAUUAUGAAACUUCUAGUGAUAAACUGUAUUCCUUAAAAAUGAAAAAUGUGUAAUAUGAGUACAUUAAAAGUGUAGACAACGUGCCUAAACCGUAGCGAAAUAAUGGUUAUAAUUUAUGGAUAUCAAAUA
Messenger RNA from Sabethes cyaneus, 1870 nucleotides. RefSeq lists its product as uncharacterized. NCBI's taxonomy places the organism in Eukaryota, Metazoa, Arthropoda, Insecta, Diptera, Culicidae. The transcript is spliced from 3 exons. The record is from RefSeq and is a predicted model, not a curated record. Bases 267 to 1376 code for a protein of 369 amino acids.